UUUGCAAGCUACGAGUAGACGUCUAGAUUGGAGCAAAUUAUUCCACACUUUUUAUUUGUGUUUGUAUGAUUCCAUUGCGUCACAGACAGUAGGACCGCUUUACCCCCAGUGCGUAAGUGAACCACAUUUUUUGGUGAUCUAUUGAGUGGAGGCAAGUUAAUUUUUGACCUAACUUCUGAGUUCUUGGAUUACUUGGUGGGGGGCCAAGGGAACUGGCAAUGGGAGCGUGCCUUUGCUGUGCCUCGUACAUUUUUACAGCCUGGUGCCAAGGGACAACAACAACAUGGGAAGCGGUAGUAGUCGUGGAAAGAAGGUUGCACCUGGGAGUGUCAACGAGAUAAACACAUUCAUAAGAGAUGACAACACAGUCCAUGUUUCGAAAGAGGAAAAUCACUUGUUCAAACCAUUGAAUAUACACAAAUUGACGAACUUCAAUCAGUCACGAAACAUAACGCAACAACUAGACUGCCACAGUGAAGGACACGACUCGGAAUUUUCAGCAGAGGAUGAUGCCGUUGAUGUGGAACUGGACCGGGUUCUAGAGGAAUAUGACAAUCGGGAAUUGCGUUCCAAAAGGAAAACUUUUGAUAAGACGCUUUUAAUCGGGUCAGACACGUAUGGAUUCUGUAAUUCCAAACGGGUCCACAAUGAAAGCGAUUUCAAUUCAACCCCUCACUUGCAGAGUUCUGAGUUGUCGGAAGGGACGGGGGCACAUUGUCCAUAUAACGGUUCUGCAGGAGUCCUCAACAAGGACAAGCAUGUCUUUCACCACAUUUCCAAAGAUACACACAUUCAGUUCCCAAGCGCCACUCAGGAUAAUGACUUCUUGACAAAGGGAACUUGGGUGGAAUCAGUGCCUCGCUCAGAAUCAGACUCAGUCCCUGACGAUAGCCAUGGCCCCUCUCUUUCCACGCCCGCCAUCCUGUAUGAUGGAUCAGAAGUGGACCUGAUGGAGACCAUAGAGAGAGAGUUUAGUUGACCCCACAGGAGAGACUGGUGACAACCUGCUCACAUUUCCUGCAUUCACUUUUGGAGAAGCACAGUGCUCAUUUUAAAGAUGUACUAUAUUGCUCAAAUUCUAAUAGUUUGCCUAAUUUCAGUUUAUGUGUCAAAACAAGCAAGUUUAGUGUAAGGAAUCAUUGUACCAUCUAAAUCGCUGUGAAAUAUAUUUCCGAUAACCAAAAAUAUAGUAUUUUCAGCUGUUUGAAGCUGUGGUGUACAAAACCGCAAGAAAAAGACGCAAAAACAAAAGAAUGGGAAGCAUAGAAUUGGAGCACAUAGAACAGAUCUACCACUCCUUAGACUUGCUUCCGAUGACAAGAACAGAUCUAUGACACAAAUUUCUAUGUGAAUUUGGUCGGGUCCCCCCAAAAUGCAGGACAACUUUUGAACCAAAGAGUUGUUGUUCUUUUGUUAUGAAUUGAUGAUAGGUGCUGUAGCAGUCAGUUGAAAAACAAUACUGCAUUUGCAGCACCAUGCAAGGCACCCACCACCAACUAAUUUACUAAACUAUGAAUUUUCUCCAUGGUUAUGUCUCUCAAUGGCUAAUAGACAGAACCAUCAAUUUCCAUGUGGAAUUCAACAUCAAAUCGGACCACAAAAAUGCCGAAGGAACAAUUCUUUCCUCGGUCUUAUAAAUAUUUGUCAUUGAGCAAUGUACUUGUGGUUUUGUAUUCUUACUGUUGCAUAACGUUAGAGUAAAAGAGCUGAAGGACGUUGCACUCAUUUCCACAAGGCUUAUGGGCAUGCUAUACUAGUAGAAGGAAAGUCAUAUUUGUUCUCUCCAUGCCUACUUUUGAAAGGUAUGUGCUAGGUUUGUGUAUUUAUGUUUCAUGUCCUGACCACAGAUCCUGUGGUCUUUCCACCCUUCUUCAGAAGGAAUAUACAGCAGCAGUGGUGAUUUUAAAAUUCAAAUAUUGACUGGCCAAACUCAAUCAACAAAGCUCAUAUGCAUCAAAACCAGUACACUACACUGGCAACACAUUGAAUGCACUUAUAACCAAUCCCAGAAAUGAGUUUUGAGCCACAUACACAAACUUUAUAACUGUUGGGUUCCGAUCAGUGUAUGGCUACUUCCCAUAUCUUUAGCUCUUUGCACAGAAGGCCGCUGUAGUCGAGUAUACUGUUAUGGAGUAAACUAGCUAGUCAUCGCUCUGCAAUAUAACAACACUUUGCAUGUCUGCCUGCCUGUUACAAAAUAACCUGGUUAACAAUAUGCAUCAUUUAUAACGCUAUUGCUUCGCUUCAUCUAUUGCACAGUUAGUUCGGAUAUGAUAUAUUGUUGUGACAGGAAAUAACAGAUUUGCAUGCAAAUCUCUUGGAUAUUGGUGGCGCUCCGCCCCACCUGCCUCACGUGAUGCAUCGGCAGCAGGAUUUUAGAGGAACUCGAUGUGGCCCCUUUUUUGGCAACUCACUUUCCACUGAAAGAGAGAAAUCCAGUCACAGAUCUUCAGUUUUACUACCCCACUGUGGUGAGAUACAGGAAUUGCAUCUGCACACAUAUCCAUUUACACGCAAUAUAUUGAAUUGGAACAGUGAUAUAUGUGUUGAAUUUCGCUAUGUCCCAUCCACAAUGUGAUAUUUCAAUAGUGGCUUCAUUUCAGAUUGUGACAUUCACUCCCUCAAUGGUUGAGGUUUGCAAUGUAAUAUUUCGUAGUAAAAGAUGGCCAACAGGAUGUACUAAAUACUGUUUAUUACAUCUGUCCUCUUGUAUUUCAAUCUGCUUAUAUGUUCUAAUAAUGAAAAUGAACAUUUUACAACACAGAUUUACAUAGUCCAUAAAUCCCAAGUAGGAUGAACUUCCGAGUGGUGCAGCUGUCUAAGGCACUGCAUCUCAGUGCUAGAAGCAUCACUACAGUCCCUGGUUUGAUUCCAGGCUGUAUCACAACCAGCUGUGAUUGGGAUUCCCAUAGGGCGGUGCACAAUUGGCCCAGCAUUGUUAGGGUUUGGCCGGAGUAGGCCGUCAUUGUAAAUAAAAAAUUGU
Messenger RNA from Oncorhynchus masou masou (cherry salmon), 2983 nucleotides. RefSeq lists its product as uncharacterized. The transcript is spliced from 3 exons. The record is from RefSeq and is a predicted model, not a curated record. Lineage: Eukaryota; Metazoa; Chordata; Actinopteri; Salmoniformes; Salmonidae. Bases 284 to 979 code for a protein of 231 amino acids.